GGGAUCACAUCUCCCUUGUUCUGUCCUCAUCUGUGGAGCUGCGAACUGUAAGGUGGUGGGAGCUGCAGGCGGGACUCGGGAGGCCCAGGAACUAGAAAUGGACUCAGUGGCCUUUGAGGAUGUUAAUGUGGAGUUCACCAUGGAGGAGUGGGCUUUCCUGGAUCCCACCCAGAAGAAACUGUACACAGAUGUGAUGCUGGAAACCUUCUGGAACCUGGCAUCAGCAGCAUGUAUUUUAGAACAAUGUGACGACCAUGACAAUGAAGAUCAGUAUAAGAAGCAUGGGAUGAAUCUUAGCAAUCAUAUUGUAGAGAGACUCUGUACAAGGAAGGAUGGUAGUCAAUGCAGAGAAAACUUCAGCCAGAUUCCAAAUCAUAAUGAAAAGGACACUCCUACUGAAAUAAAACAACCUAAAUCCAGGUUGUGUAGGCAAAUCUUCAUAUGUUACUUAUCCUUGAAUAACCACCUGAGCUCUCACAUUGGACCCAAACUGUACCUGUGUCAGGAAUACAAAGAAAUACCUCAUAAGGAAUGUGAGAAAGUUUUCAAGCCUCACCAUCAUAUUCAGAGCCAUGAAGGCAGCCCCAGUGGUAGAACUUUCCACUUUUCAACUUCCCUUAGAAAUUAUGAAAGAACGUAUAUCGCUGGGAAACCAUAUGAGUGUGAGCAAUAUGGGAAAGGCUUUAAUCGUCUCACUUACUUUGAACUUCACAAAAAUACUCAUAGCGGAGAGAAACCUUAUCAAAGUAAGCAACGUGGCAAAGCUUUCAGUUCUCCCAAGUACUCUGGAGAAAAUGAUAGCACACACACUGCAGAAAAGCCAUAUCAAUGUAAGAAAUCUGGAAAAGCUUUAAGUUCCACUUCUCUUAGAAAUCAGGAAAGAACACACACCAGUGAGAAACCUUAUGAAUGUGGGAACGUCUUCCAUCAGCUCAGCUCUCUUGGAGAACAGAAUAGAAGUCAUGUCGGAAAGAAGCCUCAUGAAUGUAAGGAAUGUGGUAAAACAUUCCGUCGUCGCUAUUCCCUUAUAAUUCACCAAAGAAUGCAUACUGGGGAAAAACCCUAUGAAUGUAAACUUUGUGGUAAAGUUUUCUCUUAUUCAACUUCCCUCCAAAAUCAUAAAAGAACUCAUACCGGGGAAAAACCCUAUGGUUGUAAGCAAUGUGGGAAAGCCUUCAGUUGUACAAAGUCUUAUCUAGAGCAUCAACGGGCUCAAUGUGGAGAAAAGCCCUAUGAAUGUAAGCAACUUGGGAAAGCUUUCGUAUUUUCCACUUCUCUUCGAAAUCAUGAAAGAAUGCAUACUGAGAAGAAACCCUAUAAAUGUAAGCAAUGUGAGAAAGGCUUCCAAUAUAGCAGCUGUCUUGGAAAACAUAAACGAUGUCAUGACGGAAAGAAGUCUCAUGAGUGUAAGGAAUGUGGUAAAGCAUUGCAUCAUUCCUAUUCCCUUAGAAAUCAUCAAAGAACUCAUUCUGAGAAAAAACCCUAUGAAUGUAAGCAAUAUGGGAAAGAAUGUGGCAAAACAUUCCAUCAUCACUAUUCCCUUAGAAAUCAUGAAAAUACUCAUACUGGAAUGAAAACCUAUGAAUGUAAGGUUUGUGGUAAACUUUUCUCUUAUUCAGCUGCUCUUCAAUAUCAUAAAAGAAUGCAUACGGGUAAAAAACCCUGUCAUCCCUCUUCCCUUAGAGAUCAUGAAAGAACUCAUACUGGGGAAAAACCCUAUGAAUGUAAGCAUUGUGGCAAAGCAUUCUAUUUUCUAUCUGCCCUCCAACGUCAUGAAAUAACUCAUACUCGGGAAUAUCGCUAUGAAUGUAAGCAUUGUGGAAAAGGUUUCUAUUAUCAAUCUUCUCUCCAAGAUCAUGAAAGAUCUCAUACUGGGGAAAAACCCUAUAAAUGUAAGGUUUGUGGUAAAGUUUUCUCUUAUUCAACUUCCCUUCGAUAUCACGAAAGAAUGCAUACUGGGGAAAAACCCUAUCAAUGUAAGGAAUGUGGGAAAGCCUUCAUUUUCCCCAGCUCUCUUGGAAAGCAUAAAAGAAUUCAUGAUGGAAAGAAGCCUCUUGAAUGUAAGGAAUGUGGUAAAACUUUCUAUUAUCAAUCUUACCUCCAACUUCAUGAAAGUAUUCAUACUGGUGUAAAACGUUAUGAAUGUAAGCCAUGUGGUAAAGCUUUCUAUUAUCCAUCUUCCCUCCGAAAUCAUGAAAUGACUCAUAAUAAGGAAAAACCCUAUGCAUGUAAGCAAUGUGGGAAAGUCUUUAGUUACCUCAGUUCUCUUCGAUGUCAUAAAAGAAUUCAUGAUGGAAGGAAGCCUCAUGAAUGUAAGGAAUGUGGUAAAACAUUCCAUCAUCCCUGUAACCUUAGAAAUCAUUUAAGAAUUCAUACUGGGGAAAAACCCUAUGAAUGUAAGCAUUGUGGCAAAGGUUUCUAUUAUCUGUCUGCCCUCCAAAGUCAUGGACGAAUUCAUACUGGCAUAAAAUGCUAUGAAUGUAAGCAGUGUGGUAAAGGUUUCUGUUAUAAAUCUUCUCUUCAACGUCAUGAUAGAACUCAUACUGUUUUAAAAUCCUAUGAAUGUAAGCUAUGUGGUAAAGUUUUGUCUUCUUCAACUUCCAUUCAACAUCAUGAAAGAAUCCAUACUGGGGAAAAGCCCUAUCAAUGUAAGGAAUGUGGGAAAUCCUUCAUUUCUCCCUGCUCACUUGGAAGUCAUAAAAGAAGUCAUGAAGAAAAGAAGUCUCAUGAAUGUAAGGAAUGUGGGAAAACCUUUCCUUUUCCCUCUUUACUUAGAAGACAUGAAAGAAUUCAUACUGGAUGA
Myotis lucifugus (little brown bat) is the source of this 2803-nucleotide messenger RNA. Its product is annotated as zinc finger protein 709-like. Gene Ontology annotation, molecular function: RNA polymerase II transcription regulatory region sequence-specific DNA binding; DNA-binding transcription factor activity, RNA polymerase II-specific. Gene Ontology annotation, biological process: regulation of transcription by RNA polymerase II. Lineage: Eukaryota; Metazoa; Chordata; Mammalia; Chiroptera; Vespertilionidae. Bases 98 to 2803 code for a protein of 901 amino acids. The transcript is spliced from 5 exons. Gene Ontology annotation, cellular component: nucleus. The record is from RefSeq and is a predicted model, not a curated record.